AUGGAGAAAAGGAAGAGCAAUGGGCCACACGGCGAUAGUGCCAGACCACCUGGAGAGACUGGUUCUCACCCUCAACGAGGCCAAAAGCCAAUUAAUAACGGUGCAGAGUACGGUCUUCUUGGGUCUCCGGCUGGAUUCCCUCACGUUGCGAGCCUACCUGUUCUAGCCUCCAGCUCUGACAUAAAAUGGCGAAACGAAUAUGUUUGCCGGGAAACUCAGGUGGGAGUCAGUUCAAAGCUGCGUAAGUGGGUGGACACAAUGAUGUCUGAAAUGUACAUCUUUUUGGCUAUCGUUCUGCUCAUGGGCUUGAUCAAAAAGAAAUCCCUGAAAGAGUACUGGUCCACUGAUCCUGUUAUGGCAACUCCUUUCUUCUCUACCCUCUUUUCUCUUGAUCGUUUCCUUCUUCUCGUGAGGGCUCUUCAUUUCUCUGAUAACAGCCCCGGUGAGAUCGCGGACACCCUAAGGAAAAUCAGAAAAAUAAUAACUGCCCUCCAAGAAACAUUUACCCGAGUUUUCUGCCCUUUCGAAGAUGUGUGCAUUGAAGAGUCGCUUAUGCUGUGGAAGGGAAGACUCUCAUUCAAGCAGUACAUUCCAUCAAAGCGACAUCACUUCGGCAUCAAAUUGUUCAUCAUCUGCAAUGUGAAGACCGGGUAUAUUUUGAAUUUUAUUAUUUAUACUGGUGGCACUACCGAUAUUGUUCAUGUCUCAGAGCUCGGUGUGUCCAGCUCUGUUGUCCUCAGUCUAAUGAAACCUUACCUGGACAAAGGCAACAUUGUCUACACUGAUAACUGGUAUAACAGCCCAGCGCUAUUUGAGUGUCUGCACAGCUAA
Molecule: messenger RNA, 831 nt
Organism: Polyodon spathula (Mississippi paddlefish)
Lineage: Eukaryota; Metazoa; Chordata; Actinopteri; Acipenseriformes; Polyodontidae
Product: piggyBac transposable element-derived protein 4-like
Exons: 2
Coding region: 1-831 (276 amino acids)
Source: RefSeq, a predicted model, not a curated record